Molecule: messenger RNA, 858 nt
Organism: Thalassophryne amazonica
Lineage: Eukaryota; Metazoa; Chordata; Actinopteri; Batrachoidiformes; Batrachoididae
Product: ras-related protein Rab-1B-like
Exons: 6
Coding region: 1-645 (214 amino acids)
Biological process (GO): regulation of exocytosis; protein secretion
Molecular function (GO): GTP binding; GTPase activity
Source: RefSeq, a predicted model, not a curated record
AUGACUCCUGAAUAUGACUACCUCUUCAAGCUUCUUCUGAUUGGUGACUCUGGAGUUGGCAAGUCAUGUCUGCUGCUGCGUUUUGCUGAUGACACGUACACUGAGAGCUACAUCUCCACUAUCGGAGUCGACUUCAAGAUCAGAACCAUCAACAUGGAUGGAAAAACGGUGAAACUACAGAUUUGGGACACGGCAGGUCAGGAGAGGUUUCGAACCAUCACCUCCAGCUACUACAGAGGAGCUCACGGCAUCAUCAUCGUCUAUGAUGUCACCGAGCAGGAGUCCUUUAACAACGUGAAGCAGUGGCUGGAUGAGAUUGAUCGUUACGCCUGUGAAAACAUCUCCAGGCUGCUGGUGGGAAACAAGUCUGACCUCGUUAGCAAGAAAGAAGUGGACUCUGCCAUGGCUCAGGAUCUCGCCUCGUCCCUGAAGAUCCCCUUCCUGGAGACGAGUGCAAAGAGUUCUGAUAAUGUGGAGAAGGCUUUUCUCACCAUGACCUCAGAGAUCCACAAUCGCCUGGCCAGUCAGGGGGGAGCCAUGGACUUGACAUCGACAAAGGCCCAAAACACCACGAUCAAGAGUGCCCCCAUGUGGCUGGGUGGGGACAAGCAGGCACCGGCACAGGAGGCCGGAACCUGCUGUUGAACAGGAUCCAGUUCAGACCCAACCUGACUACAAUAUGUAGAGACAUUUUUAACACUUCUGCCUGUGUCACUUGCAGGUGAUGAUUUAAUUAUUUAUUGUGACUUUGUGUGUCAGCUUAUGUGUGAAAAUGAAACACCAGCAUGUUCAGGCUGUUUUCAUUCAAUUCUCUGCCCACACAGAAAUUCAAAUUAAAAGAAAGCAAUGUGGGACAGG